Messenger RNA from Dictyostelium discoideum AX4, 1116 nucleotides. RefSeq names its product ZIP zinc transporter protein. Gene Ontology annotation, cellular component: membrane. The coding region runs from base 1 to 1116 and encodes 371 amino acids. The record is from RefSeq and is a predicted model, not a curated record. Gene Ontology annotation, biological process: metal ion transport; transmembrane transport. The transcript has a single exon. Lineage: Eukaryota; Evosea; Eumycetozoa; Dictyosteliales; Dictyosteliaceae. Gene Ontology annotation, molecular function: metal ion transmembrane transporter activity.
AUGUCAACAUCAAAAGAAGUUUUUAAUAAUUCAAGUGAUUGCCAAAAUGAAUAUGAUUUAUUAUUUAAUAAAUAUAAUAAUUUAUUAUUGGGAUUAAACAAUGGAAGUGGGAGCGGUAGUAGUGAUGAAUGUUCAAGAGACUCAAAUAUUGAAUACACAAGACCACUUCAUAUUGGUGCAAUUUUUAUAAUUCUAGUUGCUUCUUUUAUUGGAACUGGUUUACCAAUUUUGGCAACAAAUAUUAAAAAAUUCCAAAUUCCAAAUUAUUUAAUUAUUUUUGGAAAAUCAAUUGGUAUUGGUGUAAUAUUAGCAUGUUCUUUAAUUCAUAUGUUACAACCAGCAGUUGAAUCUUUAUCAUCACCAUGUUUACCAGAGUCGUUUACAGAGGAUUAUGAAGCGUAUCCAUAUCUAUUUGCAUUAUUAGCUGGCAUUGUUAUGCAUUUUUUUGACUUUUCAUUUUUAUCAUAUAUUAUUUAUAAAAAUAAUAAAAAACUAAAAAAUUCAAAUGAUAAAAUUUCAACAUCUUCUUCAAAUGGGUUAACACAAAGUGGUAAUGAAUUAACAAAUUCUUGUAGUGGAGGCGGUCAUUUACAUGGUGGAUUAAUAUUAAUGAAUUCAGAAUCUUUAAAAACAAUUGAAGCUUAUUUAUUAGAGUUUGGUAUAACUAUGCAUUCAAUAUUUAUUGGAUUAACUGUGGGUGUUGUUGAUGAUAUUGGUUUAAAGUCUUUACUUGUUGCACUUUCAUUUCAUCAAUUUUUUGAAGGUGUUGCUUUAGGUUCAAGAAUUUCAGAUGCAAACUUAACUUCCCAUUGGCAUGAAGCACUAUUAGCUAGCAUUUUUUCAUUUUCUGCCCCAGUUGGAAUCGCUAUUGGUAUUGGCGUUGUUUCAUCAAUAAAUGUAAAUGGAGAAACUUUCUUAUUCGUUCAAGGUAUUUUCGAUGCUGUUUGUUCUGGAAUUCUUUUAUACAUUGGAUUUAAUUUGUUAUUUAAAGAUUUUCCUGAGGAUAUGGAGAAAACUUGUAAUGGUAAAAAACAUCAAUUCAUUUUAAAAAUGGGUCUUUUCUUUGCUAUUUGGUUAGGUGCUGGAUUAAUGAGUUUUAUUGGUAAAUAUUUAUAA